ACUGAAUAGUAAAUCGUGUGUAUGUUUUGAUGCCACAUUUGGAUCAUUUAGGUGGCGGAAGAGGGUGGAAGUUUGUGCGUGUGAAAAUGAAGACUUAUGAAAAGGGGGGACAUUAUGAUUUUCGUUAUUUUUAUCGUGCUAUUUCAAAAUUCAGAAAAACUUGGCCACUAUUUUAUACGUUCAAUCUCUUUUAAGAUUCACCUUUUAUUUAAACUCUCAGAUUAAACUAUUAAAAUUCUUGCAUCUACCAGGGAAAAUAGUAUAUACUACGCAUGUCUCUGUAUUACCUUUGUCUUGUGCAAUCGUUUCGUAAAUGAUAUUUUUGUAAAUUAAUUUAUCUAGUAUGUUAUCUUUAAAAACUCUCUUUGUCAAAAAUGACAUAAUUAUUUUUUUGAUAGCGUUGACAUGUGUACUAAAAUAUAUAUGUACCAGUUGUAAUAAAAUUAAACUUAUUAAUCUUUGUAUGCAAAUACAGUUUGUUUUCAUAUUUAAAUUCAGUUGGCGACUAUAUUGAGUUAUGUUUCUUAGGCUUCAAAACCAUGACAUGAUUUGACAAGUCGGUUUGUUAGUAAACAUUUAAACCACGUGCUCGCUGUGUAUUGGCUUUUGUUAACAAGUAUACAGGUAUAUGAUUAGAAACGUGUUCACUUAAUAUCUAAAAUUAACUACUCCGGGAAAACAUUCACAUGUGCAUAAUUUAUUCGUCGUCGUUAUUAAAAUGAUGCGCCAUUCGGUCAUAGAAACAAAGAGAAGUCAAUAUAAAGUUCGCCAAAAUUAGGUGUCAACUAUUAUGUAAACUUCCUCGUAUAUAUAUAGUAUUGUUUUCAUGUUAAGAUUCAAAAUGACGUAUUAAUAAUAUUAUGACACAUAUAAAUAUUUUUAGAAGCAUAAUACUUUGUAUCCGAGACGAUAUUGCUGUCUGGUUUGUUCUUUUGCGUCAUCACUCGAGAUUUCGCGGGAAUUGGCAGUAGUAUACUAUAAUCAGCUGAUCAGCUGAGAAAAAGUUAACUGAAUACAAACAAAGCUCCAUGAUGUUUGAAAAUGACGACGACGUAUUUUCUCCCAAAUUAAAUUUUGAUGACAAUAAUAAUAACACAAAUGGAAGUUUUAAAUUUAAUGAAGAGGAUACCAUGCUGGCAUUAGCUACAGAAGAAUGCAUGAAGACUGGGACUUUUAUGCCAUUGUUGAAGGAAGAACUCAAAUGUAAAAUUCUGGCCAAAUGUCACGAAGAAGGAAAACAGCUAAAUAUUAAAUCGGAACAAAGGAUAACAGCUCCAAAGAAAAAGCUUCAACCAGACGAAGAAAAGAAAUUAGAAAAACGGAGAGAACAGAACAGAAGAGCAGCGAAAAAGUUCCGGGAAAGAAAACGAAGUGAUACGGACAGACUUGAACAGGCGACAACAGAAUUAGAAGUGCUUAAUCACGAAUUACGAGAUGAAAUAAGAAGACUGUCUACAGAGUACCGUGAAUUGCAUGUAUUAUUGACAACCCACUCAUGCGUGGUAGAUAAUACUCCUUCAGUGUACGGCGAAUUGGGAACCUGAGACGCCAUCUACUGAUAAUGAUCGUACAGUCACUACGACAUGACUGUUUACAAGACAGAUACAAUAGUCUAAAGAUGAUCUGAUGAACUUGCCAAUAAACUCCACAAUGACUCGAUGAUCUAAACAAUUUAACAACAAUAGAUUUUGUUAUGAAUUACAAAAUACCUGCCAAUUUGAAACUUUUGACAAGAUAUUGACAAGAUAGAUUUGUUUUAUUCUCCACAGAUUAAAAUCAAUAACAUUUGUCACGUGAUCAAUAACAUUUAUCACGUGGAGGGAGUAAUCUACAAAAGUAAUUAUUUAUUGUUAUACAUAUAUGUGUGUACAUGAUAUGUGUUGUUCUAUUUGUUACUUAAUUGAUCUCAAUUGUAAAUUACUGAAAUUUAUUUUCAUAUUAAAAGUUUUAGUGUUAGAA
This is a messenger RNA of Mytilus californianus (California mussel), 1959 nucleotides long. RefSeq names its product basic leucine zipper transcriptional factor ATF-like. Gene Ontology annotation, molecular function: DNA-binding transcription factor activity, RNA polymerase II-specific; RNA polymerase II cis-regulatory region sequence-specific DNA binding. Lineage: Eukaryota; Metazoa; Mollusca; Bivalvia; Mytilida; Mytilidae. The transcript has 3 exons. Gene Ontology annotation, biological process: regulation of transcription by RNA polymerase II. The coding region runs from base 1029 to 1544 and encodes 171 amino acids. The record is from RefSeq and is a predicted model, not a curated record. Gene Ontology annotation, cellular component: nucleus.